AGUGCCCAUCGAGCAUGGUAGUGCACUGUGAUGGAAUGCAGAAACGGAAAUCCAGUUUCAAAUUUUUUUCCUAAUUUGAAAUUUAAUGGAACUUUUCUUUCAAAACAUAUAAAACAAUGGAGGCCAUUCAUGGAAAACGUCGCAACAAUCUGUUCAUUUUUGUAGCGUUGUUCCUUUCUUGGGUCUCAAUGGCAUACAGCAUCGACUGUUUCAAAUGUGUGUCAAUGAACGGGCAUUUCGCCCCUUGCGACGACCCAUUCCAUAACAACCACUCGCUCGAGAUGCUCGAGUCGCCUUGCAUGGGCGGACGGAAGGGGAGAGACGGGUUGUUCCCGGCCACUUCUUGUUUGAAGAUCGCUGGUGUUUUCGACGACACGGGCGAAACCAUAACGGUUCGCGGCUGCGGCCUGGAUUCCGGUACGGUCACAACUGAUACUGAGAUCAUUCGGAUGUCGCAUUGUGGAAAGUUUUACUACGGCGAGAGGUACGUGCACGGCUGCCUUCAAAGUUGCAACGACGCAGACGCGUGCAACGCCGCACCCCCCCGCGGCCCGCACGUCACAUCACGCGCCGCCAUCUUGCUGCUCACAUGUGCUCUGACGUACUUGUAUAGGGAGAGCUAACAGAAAUAAGGUUAAGUUAUAAAAUGGAUGAUACAGGAGUCGAUGUUCGGGUGUUUGAUUAGUUUAUUUACCACUGAAACAAAAAAUGAGGUCCUUUUCGCACUCAAUAUUCAAGUUCAAAUAUAUUUAAUUCAUGGGUAAGCAAAUUACAUACAUUUAAAAUCUUUACAUUGGUUGAAAUACACUACUCAUUCUUAAAGCAUCGUCUUCUCCUAACAAGUAUGAGUAAGAAAAUAUCGUCGCCUUACUUUAUCAAGGGUCUUAAUUUGGAUGCAUCCCUUUAACAGUAGGCAAAAGCCACUUGUGAUGUGAAAAUAGGCCUGCAAAUUUGUAUAUACAAUGCAUUUCAGUUAGUUUGUGCUUUAAGAUAAGACGACUCCUCCUACGUAAAGUAUCGUAUG
Molecule: messenger RNA, 1024 nt
Organism: Hyposmocoma kahamanoa
Lineage: Eukaryota; Metazoa; Arthropoda; Insecta; Lepidoptera; Cosmopterigidae
Exons: 5
Coding region: 117-623 (168 amino acids)
Biological process (GO): sleep; positive regulation of voltage-gated potassium channel activity; regulation of synaptic transmission, cholinergic
Source: RefSeq, a predicted model, not a curated record